Molecule: messenger RNA, 2437 nt
Organism: Lobosporangium transversale
Lineage: Eukaryota; Fungi; Mortierellomycota; Mortierellomycetes; Mortierellales; Mortierellaceae
Exons: 4
Coding region: 210-2333 (707 amino acids)
Source: RefSeq, a predicted model, not a curated record
UUUUUUUUUACUUCUUCAUUCCUUCUUCAUUCUCUGAAUCUCUUUCAUUCUACUUUUUACUUUUACUUUUACUUUUACUUUUACUCCCACUUUUACUCCUGUGUUUCUACUCCUACUUCCACUCCCCAUCCCUUUCCUUAAUUGACACUCCUCUUUCCUUUCUUUCCUUUCUUUCCUUUCAUUCUUUACUCUAUCCCAUUUCAACAUACAUGGAAGUCCAGGCGGUCUCCACAGUCAUUGUGACCCCUUCCUCCUCUCCUUCCUCCAACCAUACCAAAUCUCACUCCCUUCACAAAGGCCUCUCCUCUUUAGCCGUUGCUCUCGAGAACGAUCCACUCCCCUCUUGGACAUUCUUCCCACCUUCUGCCACAUACAUUCCACACCCUCCUUCCUCUCCCACAGCCAUCAACUCCCCUCCUUCCCCUCGUCGUUCCUCCCCACCACCCUUUACCUCGAGCAUCAACACCUUCCGGAACCUAAGCAUCCAUAAUAAUAACAACAACCUACCCUCUUCCACACCCUCAACUCAUCAUCGUAUUCUCGACCAUUGCUUCCAUCUCUCGAUCGAAACUCGCUUGAAGCAGGCUGAAGCUCAAUACCUCGCCUCAACACAGGAACAAGCGGUUGAACAACGAAUCAAGGACCAAGAGCAGAAUCAUCAGUCACCCGCACCUUCCCCUCAUCAAGGCGAAUGGCUCCGUCGUCAACGCACCCUUGUAGAUGAGGCCGUCGUCCUUGGUCGAAAGGGAUCGAAUGUUGAGGCAAUUGUCGAUGGCAUCCUCAAGUCACAUCGCUCUAGUGGCCCAUUGCAGAACCUGCCACGGCACUUGAAGCAUCGUCUGCACCUCUGUCAGCUCACUUCGAUGGUGUUUGGUCGCUUUGAUGUCGCCUCAUCCACCAACAGCUCUGCAGGCCUCAACAUCUACUCUGCCUUCCAUUCACGUCGCCACAAGGCCUCUCGUGCUGCUGUCCAACGCCAUCUUACCGAUCAUCCUCAGGGACAAAAGAGACGUGCAUUCUUCUCAAACUCUAUCCACUCAUCAUUGUUCUGUCGUCGUCACCAUCGUAAGGAUUGUCAACGCACAUGCUGUACGCUCGCAAAGUUGCAACAACAGCAACAACUUGCUCUGGAACAGAAAAAGAUGAACAGCAGAUAUCAUGCUCACAACAUGCGUCAACUUGAGAAGCAACGGGUCGCUGGAUUGACUGAUGCCAUCCCAGCAUUCUUGAAGUGCUCUGCUAUGAGCUACAGCGAUAUUGCUAGGAGCAUGGUCGAAAAGGGUGAGCUCAAGGACCUAAGCCAAUCCCGCGUACUUGAGGGCUGGUACAGACUGUUGCUCGAGAUGAUGACCCAGGCAGUGAUCGAGUCUUAUCUUUGUGACGGAAUCUCCGGAGUAGAGACGGUCUUGGAUGUAUUCUCAUAUGGCGAUGACUUUGAAAUCCAGGAAGGAUCACACGACAGUAUCCUUGAGAACACACAGUCAAUGGAUUCUCGGAAUCAACAGCAGCAGGAACACACUCUUGAUGAUGCGUAUGCACUCGACUGUGAGGAAGCUAUCCUCUUUGCAAAGACACCAGAGUACGAGGCCUUCAAGAAGGCUAAAGAUGAGCGUUUGCAAGAGUUUUUGGCUUGGUCUGAUACUACUAUGGAGACCCAUCUUGUCCAACUUGCAGCCAAGUAUCCACUUAUUGUCUUUGAGCGACAGAUGACCCAUUACAUUACCCGUUCCCAAAAACUCUUGGCUGAUCCAAAGCUCUCAAGGAGUGCAGAAGAAAUCGACUUCUUGAUCUCCCCUGCUACUUCGUUCUAUGCUGAUGGAUCGCUUUCUAUGCCUGUAUGCGAUGAUGAGGAUGAUGAGGAAAUGACUGGAAUUUCUCGUCUUGAGGAAACUAAAGAAGAAGAACCUCAACAACAACAACAACAACAACAACAACAACAACAACAAUUAUCCCCAUCACAACGGUUCAUUGAUCGUCAUGAAAAGAUGAAGUUGGCUACAAUUACAACAUCCAUAGAUGAUGUUUUGCCCAACAAGACUACGGGUAAGGGCAAGAACGGCUCUACUAAAAACAAGAACAAGAACGCCACCGCAAACACAAAGUCCAAGAAGUCUGAUUAUGAACCUCAUUUGCCUUCGCCUCCACCAUCAGUGAGUGUCAGCCGCGCCAGCACUGUCUCACCCUCGAGCCGUAGUAGGUUUAUGUUGGAGGAGGAAGAGUCGAUUGCGGAAGCAGCUCGGAUCUUGACAGCUAGCAGCAGCAAGAAACAUGGAUAUGCAGAGUCUCAAGAUGAUUCCUUGGUGGCCAAGAGAAUCAAGAUGGAGACUUCCUAGUCCAGUUUUUCAUUCUUUUAUUUUAUUUUAUUUUAUUUUACUUUUUUCUUUCCUAUUGUUUGGCGUGUGCGCUGUAGUCACGCUUUGUAUUUAUAGCUGUGUAC